This is a messenger RNA of Loa loa (African eye worm), 327 nucleotides long. RefSeq lists its product as hypothetical. The record is from RefSeq and is a predicted model, not a curated record. Bases 1 to 327 code for a protein of 108 amino acids. NCBI's taxonomy places the organism in Eukaryota, Metazoa, Nematoda, Chromadorea, Rhabditida, Onchocercidae. The transcript has 3 exons.
AUGGAGCAAUCAGUAAUACAUCGACAUUCCACAACAUUACAAAUGAUUUGCAGACGACGUAUUGCUGCUACACAGACGGGCGUUGAUCGAAAUUUUAGGAGUCCUAUACACAGUAAGGAAAGCCCGUUACUAAAACUUAUCGGUUUAUUAUGGGAAGAAAUAUUUAAAAUAUUUCUUUCAAAAGUAAAAAGUAUCGACAAGAUAGAAAUAAAUGAAAAACUAGAUACUGUUGGCCCAGUUACAUCCGUGGCGCACUGCUAUCUCCAAGUGAAGGAUGGAAACUGGAGAAAUGCAACAGAUCUGGUACCUGCAAUUGAGGAGGCAUGA